Messenger RNA from Lodderomyces jiufengensis, 558 nucleotides. It is a transcript of the gene AHP2, whose product is annotated as Ahp2p. Gene Ontology annotation, molecular function: thioredoxin peroxidase activity. Gene Ontology annotation, cellular component: cytoplasm; peroxisome; mitochondrion. Bases 1 to 558 code for a protein of 185 amino acids. NCBI's taxonomy places the organism in Eukaryota, Fungi, Ascomycota, Pichiomycetes, Serinales, Debaryomycetaceae. The record is from RefSeq and is a predicted model, not a curated record. Gene Ontology annotation, biological process: cellular response to oxidative stress; hydrogen peroxide catabolic process; cell redox homeostasis. The transcript has a single exon.
AUGGCGAUAAAAGAAGGCUCCACAUUUCCAGAAGGUAUUAACUUUCUAUAUAUCCCAAUUGAUUUAUCAAAUCCAUCAGCAAUAGAUCCCUUAAAAUGUGAUAUACCAAUCAAAUUAAAUAUGGAUAAAUUAAUCAACAAGUAUGCCGGCACAUCAACUCCAAACAUUUUACUCAUAUCAGCACCUGGCGCAUUCACACCCUUAUGUCAUGAAAAACAUGUUUUGGAAUAUUUAUUAAAUUUAAAUCAUCUUAAAUCGAAAGGAGUUGGAGCUAUUUUGGUAAUAACAAGUAAUGAUCCAUUUGUUGUAAAUGCAUGGGGGAAAUUAUUAACUAAAGAAUAUGUGGAUUUCAAAAAGGAUUCUCCUGAAGUGGUUUUCGCUAGUGAUACUCAAUUUAGUUCUUCAAAUGGUUUAACUAAUAGUGUGGGGGGUUUUACAAGAAAUUCAAGGUAUGCUACUAUAAUUAAUGCAAAUUCUAGAAAAUAUACUUAUUUUGGAGUUGAAACUGAAAGAAAAGUUGGAGUAUCUGGAUAUGAUGCUGUUGCUGCAAAGUUAUAA